Ostreococcus tauri is the source of this 1422-nucleotide messenger RNA. Its product is annotated as unnamed product. The transcript has a single exon. Lineage: Eukaryota; Viridiplantae; Chlorophyta; Mamiellophyceae; Mamiellales; Bathycoccaceae. Bases 1 to 1422 code for a protein of 473 amino acids. The record is from RefSeq and is a predicted model, not a curated record. Gene Ontology annotation, molecular function: oxidoreductase activity.
AUGUUCGGGGGUAAAGACGCGCGCGCGACGCGAGUGAUAAUCGUGGGCGGCGGUGCCGCGGGCGCGGCGGCGGCGUACGCGCUCGCGCGGGCGGGAAUCGAGGCGGAGGUGCUCGAGCGCGAGCGCGCGCUCGGUGGCGUCGCGACGACGACGACGCUCGACGCGUGGUCGACGACGAUCAACGAUGGGGUGCAGGGAGGGGCGACGUCGUACGCGAACGCGCGGGCGCUCAUGCGAAGCUGCGGCGUGGACGAGGGGUCGCGGGUGGAGGUGCGCGUGAGCUUUGGCAAGGGCGCGACGGCGUGGCGCAACCACGGCGCGCGCGCGAGCGUUUUGGAGGAGCUGCGAGAGGACAUCGAGCGGUUCGGGAAGACGCUGAAGAAGAUUAAGCGAUUCGAGGCGCUGUACGCGUUCGUGAGCGUGGAGCGGGCGUUGAGGUGGCACGGGCACUCGAAGCGGUUUCGGGAUUACAUGGUGUACGCGACGACGGCGCUCUUCUUCGGCACGGGGAACUGUACUCGGGACGUGUGCAGCGUCGUCUUGGCCCGAGUGUUUACGGAUGAUCGUUUGAGGUUGUAUGAUUACGAUCCGGUGCGUUUCAUGCGGGAAGCGCCGGAGAUGUUUGCGUUUCCGAGGUUCGACGAGAUGUACGGAGCCAUCGGCGAUGAAAUCGUGAGGCGCGGCGGGAAGGUGACGCUCGGCGCGCGCGUGCACAAGGUGGAGCGCACGAAGAAGUGCGUGAAGGUUUCGUUCGAGAACGCAACUGGAGAGACGGAAACGCGCGUGUGCGAUCGAGUGAUCUUCGCGUGCAACUCGGAGCAGGCGAAGGCGAUGCUCGACGCGGGCACCGGAACAUCCGCGAUGGAGCGUCAUAUUUUUAAGAACAUCACAUGGUUCGACGACGUAUCCGUCACACACACGGACGAGGAGUACAUGAAGAAGCAUUACGAGGUCGCCGAGGGUGAAAAGCGCGACAUGUACUUCAUCAAAUCGUAUGAGGACGAUCCGUCUCUGUGCGAGAUGUCUUUCGAUUUGACGGCGUACCAACCGUUCGCCAGAGGUCCGGACGGCGCGCGGGUGUACCAAUCCAUCUUCCUAAACGCCGCUCGAGACGAGUCUCGAUGGACUAAGAAUGAGAUCGCCCCAGGGAAAAUCGCCCUAGUGAAGUGGUGGCGUCAGUUCGGGCACACCGUGCGCCAUUUCACGCGCGCCGUCCCGUUCUGGCGCUUCGUUCAGAACAAAAAGCGCACGCUCUACGCCGGAUCGUACACCAUGGUGAAUACGCACGAGAUCGCCGUUAUCUCCGGACUCGUCGCCGCGUACAGAUGCGGCGCGCCGUAUCCGUUCGCCGACGACGCCCAGGCAUCCUUCCAAUUCGACCUGUACGCGAGCAUCAUCCACGGCAUCCGCCGCAAGCGAUGA